CGAUUCGUCUCCUGUGCAGCCAAAGCGACAGCUGUCAAAGUCGCAGGGGCUCCUGUGAGCCAGAACCUAAAAGGCUACGUGUGCCUCCUGGCCAUUCAAAUUGUCAGGUUUAGGGACAGAAGUAUCCAAACCACAAGUUCUCAGUACUGUAUGAAAAAUGGCUCCUUGCAAGUCAAAGGAGUACACUCAGCACAGCGGCAGCGCCGGCAGCUCCGCCAGCUACCACCCGCACCACCCUCACCCGCACGCCCCGCCGCCACCGCCGCCUCCGCCGCCGCACCUGCACGCCGCGCACCAGGGCCCGGCGCUGGGCGAGUACUUCCCGCGGCCGCGCCGGGAAGCGGGCUACCAGGCUCCCGCGGCGCCACCGGGGCCGCCUCCCGAGGCUCUCUACCCCGCGCAGGCACCUUCCUAUCCCCAGGCGCCCUACAGCUACAGCAGCGCCGGCAGCACCGCCCCGGGCCCGGAGCAGCCGCCCCCGGGCGCUUCGCCGCCGCCGCCCGCCAAGGGCCACCCCGGCCCGCCCCAGCCCCUGCUGCCAGGCCAUGCCCUGCAGCGCCGAUGCGAAGCCGCCCCCACGGCCGGGUCCGGCACCGGGUCCGGCUGCCCGCUGCUGCCCGACAAGAGCCUGCCCGGGAUGAAGGGGAAGGAGCCGGUGGUCUACCCCUGGAUGAAGAAGAUCCAUGUGAGCACGGUCAAUCCCAAUUACAAUGGAGGGGAGCCCAAGAGGUCUCGUACUGCCUACACCAGACAGCAGGUCCUGGAACUGGAGAAGGAGUUCCACUUCAACCGCUACCUGACCAGGAGGCGACGCAUCGAGAUCGCUCACACUCUCUGCCUCUCCGAGCGCCAGGUCAAGAUCUGGUUCCAGAACAGGCGUAUGAAGUGGAAGAAAGACCAUAAACUGCCUAACACAAAGAUGCGCUCCUCAAAUCAGUCCACACUGAGCCAGCAGUCCAAAGCACAGACACAGGGCCACCCACAUCCCCUCGAUGGGGCUACACCCAACGCAGCAGCGCUAUAAAUACGUUUUGUGCUUUUAAAAUAUAUAUAUAUAUAUGUAUAUUUCCCUAUCUAUUGGGGUUCCCCAGCUGCCCCGUGGUGGAGGCUGGCUGUUUGGACCAAACAACUGUGCAAAACAAAGCAGGAAAGGAAGACGAGACGUGCCCAAGAACGGGCACAUGUUUAAACCAAAACCCGGACGAUUGUCUACAUUGUAUAUAGAUAAUGGUUCCAUGCUCAUAAUUUUUUUUCUAUUUAUGGAAACGCUCUUUUGCCCUCGAUGUAAGAGAGGGCUGGAUGCUGUCAAGGACGAAUUCUCUACCUAAGACGGACGCUCUUUUUUUU
Molecule: messenger RNA, 1347 nt
Organism: Calypte anna (Anna's hummingbird)
Lineage: Eukaryota; Metazoa; Chordata; Aves; Apodiformes; Trochilidae
Gene: HOXA4
Product: homeobox A4
Exons: 4
Coding region: 158-1024 (288 amino acids)
Biological process (GO): anterior/posterior pattern specification; regulation of transcription by RNA polymerase II; embryonic skeletal system morphogenesis
Cellular component (GO): nucleus
Molecular function (GO): RNA polymerase II cis-regulatory region sequence-specific DNA binding; DNA-binding transcription factor activity, RNA polymerase II-specific
Source: RefSeq, a predicted model, not a curated record